Molecule: messenger RNA, 867 nt
Organism: Colletotrichum chrysophilum
Lineage: Eukaryota; Fungi; Ascomycota; Sordariomycetes; Glomerellales; Glomerellaceae
Exons: 5
Coding region: 1-867 (288 amino acids)
Biological process (GO): monoatomic anion transmembrane transport
Cellular component (GO): mitochondrial outer membrane
Molecular function (GO): voltage-gated monoatomic anion channel activity
Source: RefSeq, a predicted model, not a curated record
AUGUCUGUUCCUAACUUCGGAGAUAUCGCCAAGUCGUCCAACGACCUCCUGAACAAGGACUUCUACCACCUCUCUGCCACCACCUUCGAGCUCAAGAGCAACACCCCCAACAACGUUGCCUUCAAGGUCACCGGCAAGACCUCCCACGAGAAGAGCACCAACGGAGCUAUCGAGGGCAAAUACUCCGACAAGGCUACCGGCCUCACCCUUACCCAGACAUGGAACACCGCCGCCGCUCUUGACACCAAGGUCGAGCUCGCUGACAGCCUCGCCAAGGGCCUGAAGGCUGAGGGUGUCUUCUCCUUCCUCCCCUCUGCCGCCGCCGAGAAGCCCGCCAACAAGGGUGCCAAGUUCAACCUUACCUUCAAGCAGUCCAACUUCCACUCCCGUGCCUUCUUCGACCUCCUCAAGGGCCCCAAGGCCAACAUCGACGCUGUCGUCGGCCACGAGGGCUUCCUGGCUGGUGCCUCUGCCGGCUACGACGUCAACAAGGCCACCGUCACCGGCUACGCCGCUGCCGUCGGCUACCAGGCCCCCUCUUACUCCGCUGCGAUCACUGCCAGCGACAACCUGAGCGUUUUCGCCGCUUCUUACUACCACAAGGUCAACAGCCAGGUUGAGGCUGGUGCCAAGGCUACCUGGAACUCCAAGGCCGGCAACAACGUCGGUCUCGAGGUUGCCUCCAAGUACCGCAUCGACCCCGUCUCUUUCGCCAAGUUCAAGGUCAACAACAACGGUGUUGCCGCCCUUGCCUACAACGUCCUCCUCCGCGAGGGUGUUACCCUGGGUCUUGGUGCCUCCUUUGAUACCCAGAAGCUCGACCAGGCUACCCACAAGCUCGGCGCCAGCUUCACCUUCGAGGGCUAA